CGCACAUGUGUAGUCACGUGGUGAAGUGAUUCUCCUGUACCGUACCAGGUGCGACAGAAAAAAAUCUGCUUCUGACGAAGUUAAUGAUGGAUGCUGGAGACGGUCCCGCUGCUGCAAUUUGCAAAUUAUGCGGGAAGGCAUUUAAGCUUCCUGAAGAUGGAGCUGAUGGUAACCUGCCUCGUCUGCUUUUAUGCGGCCACAUCUUCUGCACGAACUGCCUUGUGUCCCUUGAGUGUGAAGGUGCCAUAAGAUGUCCUGAUUGUGAGAUUGGGUCGACUCUUCCAGAUGGGGGGGUUUAUGGUCUCCAGGAAGAAAGCAGAAUCAUUGGUCUGAUUUACACUGCGAAGAUGAACCAGAUGAAAAGACCAAAGGGGUGCCGAAAGAUCAGAUUAUCAACAUGUGCAGUGAACACUUCCAACACUGAUGUUGUGGAGCAGCAAGCAGACACUGAGAAGAUUGAGAGGACAGUAGACGAGUCACUGGCCCAAGCUGCAGAAACUCUUGCCCAGUUGGAAAACAUGUAUGAGACCUUGACAGCUGGUCUGGCAAAGCAGGUGAAGACAGAGAGAGCCCGACUGGAGGUGGAGAUCAUUCAGGCCUCAAAUAAAGCUUUACACGCUAUUCAGAAGUGGAAGGAUAUGCAGUUGAGUAAGCUAACAAAACUGGAAACACAGUUUCCCAGCAGCCAAGCAGCGGCGUCUCAUGUACAGGAAAGGAUUAAAGCCUUAGAGAUUGCCAUGCAGAUGGCCAGAGAAGUACGCCGGGUCCCCUUCUUUCAGGAGUACUGCAUCCUGGAGAAGGUAAUAGAGACGCUGCAGACACCAGUGGUUCACAAGACCUUUGAUUUGAAAUGCACCACUGAGGGCACUAGAAUGAGCUGUGUUUUUCAGUCAGAGAGUCUGAGCCAGUCUUUGACAUUGUCCCUGAAAAUGGAGGCCAGCAGCUCAAACCCGGUAAUCAAGUACCCUCUGGAAAACCACCAGUCAGGCAUUUCCAUCAAAAACGCUUCAUGCAAAAAUGCAGAGGACAGAAACAGCUGUUCCAGUUUACCCAGUAACCAGCUUCCUAUUCCAAAAGAGCAUGAGCCUGGGAGCCCAGAGGCCAGUAGCUCAUCAUCCCAAGGCUCCCAUUUAAUCCCAAAACCUGGCUGCAAAAUCAACCUUUCCCACCACAGCUCCUUCUCAGACCUUGGAAGCCCAGAUGUAAUUAUUGAGGAAUUAUUCGAUGAUUACCCAGAGCCUGUUACUCCAACUGGCCCUGAAAUGGCCAGCAUUGAAUGGAGUUCCCAAAAGAGACGAAAGGGUCACCUGCAUAACUAUAAGAUUACUCAGUGGGUGGUGGUGACCCAUGUCGUGAAUCCAAGUCACUUCUAUGUCCGCUAUGUGGCUGAGAAGAAGGAAAGCGAGAUUCUUUCAAAGAAGAUUAAUGAACUGUGUUGUGGAGAUGGUUGCCUCUUCACUCUGAGAGACACCGUGGAGAGAGGCUCCAUGAUCUUUGUGAAGUGGAAGGACGGGCUGUGGUGCCGCACCAGAGUGGUUGAAGUCUUUCAGAAAAGCUGUGUUAAGGCUGUAAAAGCCUGUCUAGUCACUCAGCUGGCCAGUUUACGAGUUUUCUUCCGAGACUAUGGGUUCACUAAAAGCAUCACCAUCCAAAAUGAGGAGGGGACAGCUGAGCCUUUACUAAACAAUGUAAAUGAUAACCUGAGGAAAGUGGAAGAAGCUGUGAAUGUAGAGCUGAGUUGCUUUGCUCCUCAGGCCGUAAGAUGUUCACUGAAGGAUCUGGUCCCAUAUAACCUGACAGAGGGCUGGAGUGAAGAGGCAAAGGCUGAAUUUUGCUCUGUGGUUGGAUGUGCUGCGGUGGAGAUGCGACCGUUGGGUCAGGACAGAGACUCGUUGUUGGUGGAUCUUAGAAAAGCUCCCAUGGAGCAAUCCACUGAUGUGCCCUUCUCUGUCAGGGAGUACCUUGUUUUCAUUGAGGUGGCCAGGUUUUACUCUCCAGUGACACUGGGCAGGAGGCCUCUAAUGUACUAUCCUCCUGUGUAUCCUGAAGCCAGCAAAGAGCUCGAUGCUGUGGUCUGCCACAUCAACAACCUCUCUGACUUCUACAUCCAGCUGGUUGACAACAUGGAGUCCUUGUUGCUUUCAGCCAAGCUUCAGGAUUGCUACAAUGCACUGUCAGAAGACAAACUCAGGGUCUACUGCCCUGUGAUAGGACAGGCUUGUAUUGCCCGCUUUGAAGACGAGUUGUGGUACAGAGCUCAAGUCAUCGGCCAUCCUGGGGGACGAAAGGUGGAAGUGCGCUAUGUUGACUUUGGCAACAAGCAAAUUUUGUCAGUCAGUGACCUAAGGAAGAUCAAUGAUGAGUUCUUUGCCCUUCCUGCCAUGGCUGUUCGUUGCUGUUUGGAAGAUGUGAUUCCUUUGGAUGGAGAGAGUUGGAGUGAAGCUUGCACUGAAAGAUUCAUCAGCCUAGCUCACCAAAAACUGGUCACUGUUGAGGCAACAGGAAAGGUUCCUAAGACUGAGCCUUUGCCACUGAAAGUGUUGGUAGGUGACGUAAACAAGCCAAAAAUCAGCAUAGCUGAGCUGCUGGUAAAUGAAGAUUUGGCCCGCUUCAAAGAUGGCGUGCUGAAAUUCAAAAAUGAAGAUCCCUCUGGUGUCGAUUCCACUGUAUGGGAUCCCCCACUUGAGCUUGGUUUAGCCACAGAGGAAGUUGAUGCUGUAGAUCAAAUAAUUAUUGAAGGGGAAAAUGUUGAACCUCUGGAUUUGCAGCCUCAGGUGAAGCUACCUGACCAACGUAAAGACCUCAAAGUCAGGGUCACUCACGUCAACUCACCAAGCAGCUUCUACGUACGACUCACCAAUUCUGACUCUCAACUUAAAAGGAUAUGUGAACUGGUGAAGCAGGAGUGUGCCCUGAUGGAGCCCCAAGAUGUGGUGUGGAAGGCAGAUAUGUACUGUGCUACCACCAUUAAUGGAGUCUGGGAGAGAGGACAAAUCUGCUGCGAUGUCACAUCAAGCACUGCGGAAGUCAGACGGUGUGACCAUGGCAACACAGUGAAGAUCCAUGUUAGUAACCUGCACCCACUUCCAUCCUCUUUGGUUGGCUCCCUGGCACUGGAGUGUACUCUGAAUGACAUCAGGCCGACAGGAGGCCGAUCAACGUGGACGGAUACAGCUUGUGACCUAAUCUCUUACUACCUGACAGGAGCUUCGGCUUUAAUAACAAUAAAGGAGGCGACAGAUAAGCAGCCGUUGCCUGUUGUGUUGUUCUGCUCCAACAGAGUUGGAGAAUUUAUCAGCAUUGCCGACUUUCUGGUCAACAAAGGCCUCGCCCUCAAGGAAAGAACACCAAGGGUCCCUGCUGUCCAAAAACCCAAACAAACUGAUGCCCAGACACCAGCAAAUGACCCAGAAAAUUGCAAAAAAGAAGAAAGCAACUCCUCUCUAUCUGUUCCACUUUUUUCCUGCCCAUCAUCUUUCUCCAAGUCUACUUGCAUUCCUCCAAAACCACUUCCCCGCUCCAUUUUAACACCUGAAAAGGUGAAGACUGCAAAGUAUCACCCUCCAGAGCUGCCUUGUCUUGGUCACAUCCUUAUCACUGUUUCUGCUGUUGGAGAUGAUGGUGUUAUUUAUGCCAGAACACAGAAUGCAGAGUAUCAGCUUGAACAACUUGGGGAAGGGAUUCAGAAGACCAUCAAGACUUUGCCUAGACAGAAGUCCUACACCUGGAAGUCGGUACAGGGCUGUGCCGUCAUCGGACCCGACAUGUUGUGGUACCGAGGACAGCUGCUGGAGUUGCUGGGAGGACACGUUAAGGUACAAUAUGUGGACUAUGGUCUGGUUGAGAACAUCCCAGUGGUGCAUGUGUAUCCCAUGCUGCUGUGUGUCGAGGUUCCUCAGCUCUGCAUGCCCUGCCAGCUCUUUGGCAUCAACCCUGUUGGUGGUAAAUGGCAACGAGAUGGAGUAGCCUUGAUGAGGGAGGUGUUGCUUAACCGCUCAGUGGGCCUGCAAGUUGUGGAGCUGCCAGCUGACCCCCGGGGGCCUCUCACAGUUGAGAUCUUGCUUGAUGGGAUGAGUCUCAGCAGGAUUCUGUGUCAUCAUGAACAUGCCUCCAUUGACAGCACUCUAUCAAUACUGCAGGAUCUGAAAAUGAUGCCUCCUGCUCCUCUCCUGGAUGUCUGGGAUAUCAGUACUGAGGGUCUAAAGGGUCCAGAAGAGCCAGUGUUGGGGUCCUUUGUUAACCCAAACCUGCCACUGGAGGGAGAACAGUUUGGAGUUAGGGUCACACAUUUAUGGACCCCCAAUGAGCUGUUCCUGUGGCCUCUGCAGAAACAACCUAAUUCAGAGAUGACUAGAGAAACUCUGACUGAAGCUUUGACUAAAAUCAAUGCGAACAUCACCUCUCUGCCACGUCUGACCAGCUUUCCAUAUGGUGGUCCAUGUUUGGCAGAGUACAGCGAUGGGAAGUACUACCGGGCCAGGCUGAUGAAGUUCACCAGCAUAGAGCCUCUCAUGAUCUUGGUUCAACAUGUAGAUUUCGGGUCUGACGACUCUCUGCCAGCCAGCAAGCUGCGACAGAUGCCAGCUGAGCUGCUGCGGUUUGCAAUACAGGCGAUUAAAGUCAAGGUUGCCGGCUUCAAGGCUCCAAGUGUGGAAUGUAGUGAAGAUGUCCUCCCAUACUGCCCUGCAUGGACUGUGAAGGCUGCGAUGGAAAUGACUGAUCUGUUGCACAAUAACAUCACAGCAACUGUUGUUUCACGAGAGCCAGAGCUCACAGUGAAGCUGUACAACGAGGAUGGAGAGCUGGUCCAUUUGCCUCUGGUAAACAGUGGACUGGCUGAACUUGACUAAAACAAAAGACCCUGGUGAAAGCAAAGAGCAGGUGUCCAUGUUGCUGUUGUUUUGGGUUUCAAAUUUCAUUCAUUAUUACUGCUGUUCUUAGUUUCUACAUGUUGGGAAAAAAAAGUUGCUCCAAUCUGUUGGCUGUUAUUGAACAGUGAUUUAAUUCAUAUUUGGCUGUUUAAGUCAUUAAUGUUCUUGUGGCACUUUGAUUUGUUUUUCUGUGUAAAGAGACCCAAUAAAGUUCCCCAAUACGA
Molecule: messenger RNA, 5095 nt
Organism: Girardinichthys multiradiatus
Lineage: Eukaryota; Metazoa; Chordata; Actinopteri; Cyprinodontiformes; Goodeidae
Gene: rnf17
Product: ring finger protein 17
Exons: 38
Coding region: 84-4850 (1588 amino acids)
Source: RefSeq, a predicted model, not a curated record